This is a messenger RNA of Triticum turgidum subsp. durum (durum wheat), 1326 nucleotides long. The record is from the annotation of a GenBank genome assembly. Lineage: Eukaryota; Viridiplantae; Streptophyta; Magnoliopsida; Poales; Poaceae.
AUGGGGUGCAAGGCGGCGGCGGCAAUGGGCCUCAAGGCGGGCGGGGCGGGCAAGCUGAGACUCCCGUCUGUGGUGGCCGCGGUGGCGCGGUCGCGGAUGAUGAAGCUGUGGGUGCUCCGCGCCACCACCACGGUGCUGCUCUGGACCUGCCUCGUCCAGCUCACGGCCGUCGGGGAGACGUGGGGCCCGCGCGUCCUCAUGGGCUGGCCGUCGUGCCGGACGGCGCGGCUCGCCAUGACGGAGCCCGUGGCGGAGAAGGCCGUCUUGCCGCCAAGGAGAAUUUAUAGGAACAAUGGCUAUCUGAUGGUUUCAUGCAAUGGCGGGCUUAACCAAAUGCGAGCAGCUAUAUGUGACAUGGUUGCCAUUGCAAGAUACUUGAAUGUGACUCUGAUAGUUCCCGAGUUGGAUAAGACAUCAUUUUGGAAUGACCCAAGUGAGUUUCAGGAUAUAUUCGACGUUGAACAUUUCAUAACUUCUCUGAGAGGCGAGGUUCGUAUACUUAGAGAAUUGCCUCCAAGAAUGAAGCAAAGAGUGGAAGUGGGGAUGUUUCACUCAAUGCCACCUAUUAGUUGGUCAGAUAUCUCCUAUUACCAUAAUCAGAUACUUCCUUUGAUUCAGAAACACAAGGUUCUCCAUCUAAACCGAACUGAUGCUAGGCUUGCCAAUAAUGGUUUGCCCCUGGAUAUCCAGAAGUUGCGUUGCCGAGUUAACUAUGGUUCACUGAAGUUCACACCCCAAAUUGAAGAGUUGGGUAGACGAGUGAUUCGAAUUCUCCGCAAAAAUGGCCCUUUCUUGGUUCUUCAUUUACGAUAUGAAAUGGAUAUGCUGGCGUUCUCUGGCUGUACUGAAGGUUGCACGCGUGAGGAGGCAGAUGAGCUCACCAGGAUGAGAUAUGCUUACCCCUGGUGGAAAGAGAAAGUCAUUGACUCUUAUGUGAAAAGAAAAGAUGGCUUUUGCCCAUUAACACCUGAGGAGAUUGCUCUUGUCCUCAGAGCAUUGGAGGUUGACAGAAGUAUGCAGAUAUACAUUGCGGCUGGAGAAAUAUAUGGCGGCAAACGCAGAAUGGCUUCUCUUACUUCAGCGUAUCCCAACGUGGUGAGAAAGGAGACGCUCUUGGAACCGUCUGAUCUCAGGUUCUUUCAGAACCAUUCAUCACAGAUGGCCGCACUCGAUUACUUGGUGUCACUGGAAAGCGACAUAUUUGUUCCAACAUAUGAUGGGAACAUGGCUAAAGUUGUCGAGGGGCAUCGCAGGUAUAUAUUCCAUUUGGUCAUAGCUCUGCUUCGUAACGAAAAUAAUCUAAUCAGAACAUUUUCAUACUGCUAA